GUGACGCUGUCUGUGAACGCCCCUCCCUUUGGCAGGCUGCUGCUGUUGUUCCCACUCACAGUUUAAGUCGCCCGGGUUGUUUUGCACUCGUCUGCCCUGUCUGCCCUGCGUUCACAGUGGAGGCAGACAGCUGAUGAUGAGCCUCUGGGGUAUAUUUAAAGCCCUGGGAAAGCGGAAGCCUGGCCUGCUGUGUGUUAUCAGCUGAGAGCUAGCACGGCACUCAUAGCAUAUCUGCGGCUAACCAGCUAACGUUAGCCAAUGCUGUGAAUUCACACAUCGCUUCGGCUAAAAAUGAAAAGAGAAGAAAACAGGAGGUUAUUGGGGCGGUAAUGCCCGCUGCUGUGACACAUCUGGCACAUCUGUGAGAAGAAGACACGGGACUUUACAUUUGACCAACCUGUGGACAGCAGAGUUUGUGCUUCCUGCUCUCCUAAUCAACCUUUGACUCUGUCGCUUUACGCCCUCGCCUCCACCUCUACGGCCAGGGUCUGGCCACUGUAACCAUGACAACGGGGGGCUGUUGCCACCUGCCUGGCUCUCUGUGUGACUGUGCGAGCAGCACUGGCCUGUGGAAGAGUGUGGAGGAAGCAGGUGGUGACGGGUGUCCAGCACUCUACGUCACCCAGGUCACAGCCAUAGAUGGACGAUUGCUCUCCUCUGUGCUCAAACCCAUGAGCGCACAAAGCGAUGGUCCCAUCUGCCGUAUUUGCCAUGAAGGAGGCAACAGCGAGGGGCUCCUGUCUCCAUGUGACUGCACAGGCACUCUGGGCACAGUGCACAAAAGCUGCUUGGAGAAGUGGCUGUCGUCUUCCAACACCAGCUACUGCGAGCUCUGCCACACAGAGUUCAGCAUCGAGCGCCGACCGAGGCCUCUCACAGAGGUAACAAAGUGGCUGCGGGACCCUGGCCCUCGCAAUGAGAAGAGGACGCUGUUCUGCGACAUGGUGUGCUUCCUGUUUAUCACACCCCUAGCGGCCAUUUCAGGCUGGCUGUGCUUGAGGGGUGCUCAGGACCAUCUUCAGCUGGGGAGCUGGCUGCAGGCUGUAGGCCUCAUAGCCCUCACCAUCGCCCUCUUCACCAUCUAUGUCCUGUGGACCCUGGUAUCUUUCCGCUACCACUGUCAGCUGUACUCUGAGUGGAGAAGAACAAAUCAGAAAGUACGUCUGCUCAUUCCUGAAGCCAAGGAGUCUAACUCUUCCCAGCAUUCCUUGCUCUCUAACAAACUGAUGAAGAAGUCUGCCAAUGAGAGUAUAGUAUGAGACCAAACGGAGAUGGUCGGUGAAAAUGGUGUCUUUUAUGUGCGGGGGCUAAUUGUCGGCGCGUCAAAGCCCACCAGCUGGCAUUUAAAAAACACUUGUGGGCUUUUUUUGGUUGCUUUAAAAAAAAAAAAAAAAUGUUUUCUUUGUCUCAUCAGUACUUAAUUCACAUCACUUCAAAAAAAGUCCUCCUGUGGGUGCAGAAAAGAGCACAUUUAAAUGGAGUCUAUCCGUCCUCACGCUGGGUGUUGACCAAGCUUAUGCAAAGGCACUAAAGAAUGGAACAGCGCACGGAGAUGUGUAGAGAUAUUUACAGAGACAUGGGAACAGCUAUCAUCGUGGAUGCAGUGAAAUUAUUAGAUAACAGCGACAUCAGAAUAAGAAAUGACCAAACUAACCUGUUUAUUGGACUGUGCAAUGUUCUGAUGAAUGUUCUGCUUAGUUUCAACAAUCCAUCGAUGGUCCACAGAUGACAGUCGAGUGUAGGAGGUCCGUUCAUUGUUGUGCAUGAUGAAAGGGUGUAAACUACUAGAUACAUGUCGUAUCUGGGCUCUUGGCUACAUUGACCUCUGCACAACAUUGCCCACUGAGGAGCUCUUUGGAGCAGUUAUUGUGUGGCCUCCUGUUAAUCUGUAAACAAUUUAUUUACAUUUCUCAGUGCAGAUGCCAGUAUGCCGUCUGGGAUGCAACUUUCAUUUGAGCACAAACCUAUUGGACUUUUCUCAAGGGUUUUUUUCUGCAUCUGUUUUAACAUUUCAUCCAAGAAUGGAUGGCAGCAUAGCAUUCGUAAAGCCAGAGAUUGUGCAAUAAAACACUGUGGACAUAAAGGUCUUCACAGUACAUGAAGAGACCUCUACCAACAUGCACAGUUAUGCACGCAAGCACUGUUAAUCAUUUUUAGGAAUUUUUACUUUUUUUGUGUGUGUAAGUGUAUUGUCAAAAUUAUUUCGUGGUUUAAAAAAACUGAACCGAUUGACUAUUCCUACUGAAGUAGGGUUUGACAGUGUCCUCACAGAGGUUCUUGUAGUAGCAGCACUUAGAAAGUAGGUCUUGUACAGAUCGAUAGAAAACUCCCAUCAAAAUGGGUUUUAGAGGAACAUUGCAAGUAUUGUUGGGUGGCUGACGCUGUACUACAGCCUCCUUCUAAUUGCCUGUUAAAGUACUUAAUUAUAGGUAUUUUGCAUUUUGUUUGUUUUUUAAGGAAUACACACUGCUGCGUGUGUGUAGUUCCCAGAGUCACACCAAUGAUCAGGGAUACUUCCUGCAAGCAUUUAUCAUUCAAGUCAUGGCCAAACAUUGGUUUCUGUGAUCAGAUUUAAAAAAAAAACUCUCAGUGCUGGUGUUUAUUGCUUCUGUCAGUCUAACAUAAACCUUACCCGCCAACAGUGACUUUGGUGGCGGGUACAUUAUGCAAGCACCACUAGGGCUUAAUCUGACUUUAGCUUUGUUUUGUCUUUUCUUUCAAGGGAGCCACUAGAGAUCACACGCUCACACGCUUUUUCUAAGUCCAUUUGAUGGAUGUCAAUUUUUUUUUGGGCUGCAAAUUUGGCCUCAUUAUGUUGUGAUGUUACUGACCACACUCAUUUGGGACUGGCUGUGUUGGUUGUUUGGAAGGGUAGAGAGAAUUUACUCGUCACUCUUGUAUAUAGUUUGGUGCAGUUUACACUUACAGUCACUUAUAGUGGCUGUUAAUCAACCAGUCAGAAAACACAAACCAGCGUCGGCCUGGUUUCCAGAUUUCCAGCUCAUAACAUGGUCCUGUUUUGAACAUUAUUAUUAUUACUAUUAUUAUUAUUAUUAUAACCUCAUUCCACUCAAUUUAGGUUAUGGGUAGACGGUUAAUUGCCACUUGAACUCACUGUGGCCCGUUCACAGGGAGAUAAGCCAGAAGCCAACAACACAUUUACAUUUUACACAGUAUUGAGAACAACUUUAUUGUAACGUAAUGUAAUCCAGCCUAUGUUAACCUUUGGUUCAGUAUUAUUGUGCAGAUUUUACAGGUUUUAAGUGUUUCAUUUAUAACACUUUUUUUUAUAUAAUUCUGAGGGGUGAUGAAAAUAAUACAUUAGCUGUACUACACAGGUAGCAGUGAAAGCAUUGAGGCACCAUUAAAACUAGUCUAAAGCUAGACUGGUUGAUUGAUUAUUAAUCAUUUUAUGACUAAACUUUAGUUCCAAGAUGAUAAUUAUUAUCUUUUGGAUUGGUUCUGCUCUAUUCAGUAGAAGGACAUUGAUAUGUUUAUUAAUGAGUUGUCAUUGUCAUACUUUGAUCAUGAGUUGUCCUUCCUGUGUGCUUUUCUCUAACUUUCAGAGGCAUUCAGGAUUUACACAUUGUAAAAGUCUAGUCUUAAUGCACAGUUAUGCAUAUGUUACUGAAAAUGCAUCUAUAUUUCCCUUAUGAUAAAUCAGGCUAGACUGGUGUGCGGUGGUGUGGCGUAGUCCCAAAGAGUCAACCCAGACCAUUUCAGUCAGCUUCUAGCUUCUGGCUCAGUAAGCAUCAAUAUUGAUUUAUUUUUUCCUCCUCCUCCUUAUUCCACAGAAACCUUUUAAUCUGAAACGACAUUACAUUUACAGCAGCUCCUCUGGGUUGUUGUAAAGCGUCAGUCAUAAGAACAGGGUGCAUCUCAGUAGUGCUGUUUAGUGGGAAAUUGACACCAGCUAAAUGGCUGUAAGUGUGGAGCAGCCAUUGUUUUGUUUAUAUUUGUAUCUGUUUGACUGCUGACAGUGUGGCAUUACCAGUGACCAGUGGCUGUAAGAGUUAAUUCCUUGCCCUGGCCCUUUUAUACACACUAACAUUACACUUUGGUAGUGUUGCCCCACAUACUGCCCCAGUUUAAUCAUUUGUUUGUGCUUUUAACUGAUCUCAGAACAAAGGAUUAUAUCCUGCAGUACUGCGAUGCACCCGGGGGGCCUUAUGAGUCAUUUGAUCAUCCAUGUGUUUACUGUUUGUCAUGAAGGCUUUACUCCAAGUAUUAGGAUUUAUUGGGGCACUGAUUUGAUGCAAUGUAAAGAGCUGAGGCGCAGUUAUUCAAGACUGCUUGCCUGUAAGAAAUAACAAUGAUCUUAUUUUACAGUAAUGGGAGUCUGUACAAAGUAUGCAACACUGCUCCUCCACCUGUCUGUUCAUGUCAGAGUUAUCAGAGCUCCUCAUUUCUCCAAAGAGUUUUUAAGUGUUUGAUUACACUUUAACCGCAAUGUAAUACUUAAUUUAUCAUUGUUUUCUUUGUUGUUUCUACACAAAAAAUGUUAAUGUUACUUAUGUUGUUUAACAUUUUUGUAAUCUUUUAAUCCUAUAUGUAUUUUUUGGGGGGGUGGGUAUGUUGAUAUGUAUCAUUUGUAAUUUAUGUUGCAAUUCUUCAGUAUUCACAUUUUUAAAUACUACAGUGUUGUGUGGAAAAAAAAAAAAGAAAUACCAAAAUACUGGUACCUGCAAUUAGCCAAGAAUUGUUUGCAAAGCAAAUAAAACAUGAAGAUAAAUUGCGGGUGAA
Morone saxatilis (striped sea-bass) is the source of this 4743-nucleotide messenger RNA. RefSeq names its product membrane-associated ring finger (C3HC4) 2 (gene march2). The record is from RefSeq and is a predicted model, not a curated record. The transcript is spliced from 5 exons. Bases 504 to 1259 code for a protein of 251 amino acids. Lineage: Eukaryota; Metazoa; Chordata; Actinopteri; Moronidae. Gene Ontology annotation, biological process: protein ubiquitination. Gene Ontology annotation, molecular function: ubiquitin-protein transferase activity; zinc ion binding.